GUAUACAAAAUAUUUUGAAUUUGUUGCCAGCGUAACUGAGCGUAACGCAGAGUACCAGCGUGCUAAGUUGUGAUGUGAAAUUAAUUAUAAAAUGUUUUGCAUUUGGCAGUGGAAACCUAUCAGUUAGAAUUUGGUUUUUGGUGCGUUUUUCAAAGCAAUCUUGCAGGAACCCACUUAAUUGUGUGUAAUGCAACUUGCGCUGAGGAAAACAAUGUAUCUUAAAACACCAACAGACUUCGGGUCGUUUAGUUUUGUUUUAUUGAUUAUACCCAUUACAUAUUACUUUGAACUCUUUGUCGUAUUACCUAGCAUGUACCCACCUGGUACCCUUUGGUACAAUUUUCAUUUUAUUUGUGGAACGCUCUUAAUGAUAAAUAUUACGAGCAGUUUUGUUGCUACAAUAAUUGUUGACACUAGUAUUGCUGGUAAGGUUAUGCCGUCUGAAAUGGAAAAGGAUUGUCGUUUUUGUGCAGUCUGUGAAACCAUAGCACCACCACGAUCUUGGCAUUGUGACAUUUGCAAAAUCUGUAUUCUGAAGAGAGAUCAUCAUUGUGUGUUUACGGGUUGUUGUAUUGGUUAUUUCAAUCACAGAUACUUUUUCAUGUUUGUGAUGUACUUGUUUAUUGCAACUUUUUACGGUACAUAUUUCAACAACUAUUUCAUUUGGUCUGAUGUAAAUUUUUGGAACUUGAAAACUGUCUUUAAAUUGGUGUUCCCAUUAGCUAUGCUUGCUUUUGGGUUCGAUACAUCAUACCAACAGUUUUAUCUUUUAAUUUAUUUAAUCAAUACUAUCGGCACACUGUUUACAUUUGCUCUGUUGUGUAUUCAUGUAAAAUUGAUAAUGUCUGGAUGUGCAACAUACGAAAAGAACCAUGGUAUUCAUAGCCAUAACUAUGGUCUGCACAGUAACAUUAGAGAAGUGCUGGGCAAAAAAUGGUACAUUGCUUGGAUUUGUCCGUUUAUUAAGUCAGAGUUGCCCCAGGAUGGUAUUCAUUGGAGUGAAACACAUGUGCAUAGUAACUAGCCAAAAUGUGACCAACUUAUACAUUGACCAGUAAGUUUCUGGCCCAGGAACUGCUUUCGUCAAAAGAUACUGAUGAAAUACUUA
This is a messenger RNA of Bacillus rossius redtenbacheri, 1108 nucleotides long. RefSeq names its product probable palmitoyltransferase ZDHHC24. The record is from RefSeq and is a predicted model, not a curated record. Gene Ontology annotation, molecular function: palmitoyltransferase activity. The transcript has a single exon. Lineage: Eukaryota; Metazoa; Arthropoda; Insecta; Phasmatodea; Bacillidae. The coding region runs from base 188 to 1024 and encodes 278 amino acids.